AUGCAGAAACCGCCGCCAGCUGACCCGUCUUGGAGCGACGAAGAAGAAUUGGACCGGAAUGGAAGUGGGCGAGACAGCAGCUCCGAUGAAUCGGAAUGGGGAACAGUAACUAGAGAUUUUCGCAUCAACGGCAUUCUUGGAGAUGAGGAGGGAGGAGGUUUACUGGGUGGAGAUGAUGAAAAACAGCUUUACCUUCCAGAGCCUGUUGUCUCGUUGACGACGACACAAAAGCCGGAGCUGCCACGGCUAUCGGCUGAGAAUCUCCCGACCGGCUGUCAUGUGUGGGUUGUGGAUGAGGACGACGUCCACCUUUUGUUACGGGAGCACUGGGAUGACUCCUACCGCGCCGUAUGUAAUGGUAGACUUUGUGGCACAGUCGUUCGGCACUCUGUUAACGUGACGCUUGUGUCCUUUUACGAUGAACAUCUUGAGAUGAACUACGGUCUGAGCCUUCCUCGUAUUUGCCUCUCGAAUGUUCCUGUUGAAUCAUACAACCGAUCGCCAGGCGGAAGUAACCGCCUUAUUCAAUCUUGUUUUGGUCUCGGCAACCUUGACCCGCGGGCGGUACGUUUCCGCGAGGACGCCGCAGCUCCGAAGGUUAAUCGGCAAUUUUAUGAAUCUCUCUCAGUGAUGGAGGUCCAGGUGCCGCAAUCCCUGCCCCAGUUAGCGGCUGUCCAGAAAAGCCUUAGCGAGGGCGCAUACGAAGAGGCGUUGAAGUUGUUGGACAAGCUGCCUUUAAAUGCGGUUAACCGUGUAGACAUCUUAGUUUUGCGUUCGCGCGCAAAUAUUUUUUUGGGUCGCUACGAGGAGGGCCUCAAGGACGCACUGGAGGCGAUUGAGGAGGAGCCGCGCUGGGUAAAGGGGAAUCUUGCAGCUGCCCGGGCUUUUAGUGGACUCUGCAAAUUUGAGAAGGCUGCGCAGCAGAUUCAUCGUGCCAUGUUGCUUUUGCCUCACAGUCAUGAGCUGCACAAGAUUGGGGAAUUAAAUUCAUUUAUGCUCAGUUUGCAAAUGGGGUUACCACGCAACGACCUAGAUUUAUUUUUGGAUUCCCAAUACGCCAAAAGGCUGGUCUCUUCUCGUCGGUUUAAAAAAGAUGAGAUUGUGUAUAAAGGUGACCAAGUAAUUUUUGCGAUGGAGUCGAUCUUUUCAACCCCCUCUGGUCGAUGUUGUGUGUGUCUGAAAACUGAAGGAAAAAUGAUGCGUGUUCCUGUGGAUUUAGAUGGGAAUUCCUCUGAGGAAUUGGCCUGUUACUGUAGUGUAGAGUGUCAGCAGCGGUCAUCGCUUUUUUUUGUCAUGGAACUUGGUCGCCAUCGCGUAGCCGUGGAACGGGCACGGGACCUCAUUUCUUGCACCCUCCCACAAAGAGUGAAUCAGGUGUCUUUAGACUUGACUUACAUGGCGACACGACUCUUCUUGAUGAUAUGUGUUACGCAUGAUCGACUUUUGUCUAUUCGUCGAUCCCAAAGACGCCUCAACGAUGUUAGUAAUUCCAAUGUCUCAGGUGAAGAGAGCGAUCAAAGCGCUGCAUCAGACAAGACAGAGUUUUUACCACUUCAAGCCGCGCUUAAGCAUCUAGGCGUGUAUCCACUUCCAACGGAUCAACUAAGUCCCAGUGCCCGGGACAAGAUGUAUGUACUGUAUAAUACACUUACCGUCUUCUUCUCAGAUAAGGACAAGCAAACGUACUCAUCUGCUUUAUUCUACGCAUUGUAUGAGUACGUGCGUACGUUUGCUGUUGCCGUGAAAGUGCGUGAAGCGGAAAGUAUGCUUUAUUACCUUCCAAAAGUUAUGGGGGCGAUCCGUCAUGUGGAAGCAUCAGAGGCAAAUUGUACUGUCGUCAUCAAUGAAAAUGGAACAGAUAUAGCACUUGUCGCCUCCAGGGACAUUUUUCCCAAUGAGAUGCUUUCUGUCCCCGAUUGGAAUGCGCACAACACAGGUUGA
Trypanosoma cruzi is the source of this 1941-nucleotide messenger RNA. RefSeq lists its product as uncharacterized. The transcript has a single exon. Gene Ontology annotation, molecular function: Hsp90 protein binding. The coding region runs from base 1 to 1941 and encodes 646 amino acids. Lineage: Eukaryota; Euglenozoa; Kinetoplastea; Trypanosomatida; Trypanosomatidae. The record is from RefSeq and is a predicted model, not a curated record.